AUGGACUACACCGAGAUGGACAUUGAGCCCACGGGGCCCCAAGUGACCGUGCGAGAGGCAGAACCAUACCGCGUCGACUUCAAACUCAGCUCGGUCGACCUCGCCUUCGCCAACUCGCUCCGCCGCACGAUGCUCGCCGAGGUGCCGACGGUGGCGAUCGACCUGGUGGAAGUGGAAAAGAACACGUCGGUGCUGCCGGACGAGUUCCUCGCGCACCGGCUGGGGCUGAUCCCGCUCAACUCGAAAAACUGCGACCAGGACCUGGAGUACACGCGCGACUGCGAGUGCGAGGACCACUGCGCGCGCUGCAGCGUCACGCUCCAGCUGCACGCCCGCUGCACCGGCGACGACAUCAUGCGCGUGUACGCGCGCGACCUGGCCGUCGCCGGCGAGCGCGCCAACGACUGGGUCGGCACCCCCGUCAUCACCGACCCCGAGGGCAAGGGCCCGCUCAUCUGCAAGCUGCGCCGCGGCCAGGAGCUCAAGAUGACCUGCAUCGCGAAGAAGGGCAUCGCCAAGGAGCAUGCCAAGUGGGCGCCCACCGCGGCCAUUGGGUUUGAGUACGACCCGCACAAUAACCUGCGCCAUGUCGAUUAUUGGCCCGUCUCGCAAAAUGCCGCCUGGGAACACGCCGCGCCCCCCGACCAGCCCUUCGACUACGACGCCCAGCCCGCCAACUUCUAUCUCGACGUCGAGAGCAUCGGCAACCUCGACCCGGACAUGAUCAUCCAGCAGGGUAUCAUCGUGCUGCAGCGCAAGUUGGCCUCGGUCAUCUCUUCGCUGUCGGGCACCGGCGAAGGUGACGGCACUGGCAUGAUGGGCGGCGACGAGGACGAUAUGAUGGGCAUGCGCAGUCCCGACGCCUACGAGCCGCCCGAGGGCAUUGACGGCGGCUUCACGGCGUAUGCGAAUGGCGGGGCGGCCAGUGCCUGGGGCGCGAGUGCGGCCACGCCGUAUGGCGCUACGCCUUAUGGUCAGGGGGGAUAUGGGUUCUAA
This is a messenger RNA of Aspergillus terreus NIH2624, 996 nucleotides long. Its product is annotated as DNA-directed RNA polymerase II core subunit RPB3. Gene Ontology annotation, molecular function: protein dimerization activity; DNA-directed RNA polymerase activity; DNA binding. The transcript is spliced from 3 exons. Gene Ontology annotation, biological process: DNA-templated transcription. NCBI's taxonomy places the organism in Eukaryota, Fungi, Ascomycota, Eurotiomycetes, Eurotiales, Aspergillaceae. Gene Ontology annotation, cellular component: RNA polymerase II, core complex. The record is from RefSeq and is a predicted model, not a curated record. The coding region runs from base 1 to 996 and encodes 331 amino acids.